UCCUCUAUCAACCCCACUUCAGUCCCAUAUUAACCCACUCAAAAUCCUUGCAAAAGAAGAAGAUGAGCAAUCUUGUCAACCAAGAGGCGACCUGGGAAGAUGAAGACCAUGAGGUGGUUUUCAACGAUGAAGCACCAAGACCCCAAGGAGGAUCUCGACUGAGGCUAGUUGGGAGAAUGUUCGGUGAUAGGGAAAUAAGCAAGCAAGCGAUGGUGGGCAUGAUUAACAGGGCAUGGUCACACUUUUGUGAGCCAUCGGUCCAGAAGAUCCACAAAACCAGAAAUACCUUCAUCUUUCUUUUCAAUCACAAAGGAGAGAUGGAUCGCGCUUGGGAAGGAAGGCCUUGGCAAAUCUCAGGCAACACCCUACAGCUGAAGCAAUGGGAGGAAUCUGUUCGCCCCCAAAAUGUCAAUUUCGACCUAGCUGACUACUGGGUUCAAGUCCACGGCAUCCCAGACCACAAAAGAACUGUCUCUAAUGUGGAAUCUGCGGUGGCUAUGUUCCCAAAAAUUCAUGGCACAGAUAUGAGAGGGCUCAAUCCAGACAAGUACAUGGAGUUCAUCCGCGUCUUUGUUCAAGCUGAUCUGACCCGUCCCCUUCCCCCUGGCUCGUAUUACACUGUGGAUGGGACAAGAGAAUGGUUGGGGUUCAGGUAUGAGAAGUUGUACAUCCUCUGCUACUACUGUGGAAGGCAGGGUCAUACCAAACAAGAGUGCUUGAAGAUGAAGUCUGAUGCUGAACUGAGAAUUGCAGGCCCACCAGAAGGAAGAUUUACCCCCUGGAUGAAGGCAGGGACCAGGGCUGUUCGCCCUCCUCCUCCCCCAAGAGGAAGAGUUGUUUACAGUUCCCCGGGUGAUGCCGGAUCUAGCUCGGGGUCACCAGGUUUCAUCCAGAAUCAGCUGUGGAUUCCAGGAAAACCCUCUCCGACGGCAGGCUCCUCCAACUCCAGAUCGCCGGCAAAUCCUUCCGAUGGAGACAUGGAGCUCGGAAUUCGAGGACCCCCGGGCUUCACGCCCCACCCUUUUCCAUCAGGCCACUUUGCGUCAAGCCCAAGAUCCACUACAGGGAGUGCUAGCCAACGGUUCUUUUCCCCUAGUCCUGAACCUAAUUUGAGGGCCUAUGGGACAGUACCAUUUUUCUCUCCUUCUGUCAAAUUCCACUCUCAUUCGCCUACUAUUGCGAGAAACCUCACACCUGAAAUGGAAGCUGCUGCUGCGUGGGCCCACAUGUUUCCUCAUCAAGCUGAUUUUCUGAAUGGGCCAUAUCAAACUCACCAGGCCCAAAUGCAAUCCUCCAUUUAUCAAUCACAACUCCACCUCCAAGCCCAACAAGCUCAAAGCAACCAUCCAAACGUCUCUCAGAUGGUGGAGGAUUUGGGAAAGAAAAUGGACCUUAACAGAAGGCCCAAUGAUUUUGGGUUCCCUCUCCCAACCGAUCUGACAGAGGAAGGCCAGGCUGAACUUAAAAAAAGAAAGCAUGGCCAACCCUUGGACUUUGGUGGACCUUAUUUCUCUCCUGGCGAUGAUUCAAGCAGGCCGAGAAAUGCUAGAAUAAAAGUGAAGGGUCGCAAAAUGAAGUCAAUUGCUGGAGAUGGAAAAGAAGAAUGUCAUGAAGAGAAAGAGCAGGGGGAGCAGCUGAUGCAUUCUAACUCUGAAGCGAAGGUGGCCAGCUCUAAGCCACCAAGAGAGAAAUGAGUUACAUAAGCUGGAACUGCCGGGGAAUUGGGCAAACCCGGACAGAAAAUCACCUUCGACGGAUGGUAAGGAGGUGUCGCCCCUCUUUAGUUUUUCUUAUGGAAACUAUGAAUACUGAAGAGACUAUGGAGCAAAAAAGGAUCAGCAACAACUUUUUCAAGGGUGAAUAUGUCAACCCGGAAGGGACAACCGGUGGAUUAGCUCUCUGGUGGACAGCAGGCUUCCCUAUCCAAAUUUUGGAUCGGGGACGGAAUUUUUUUGAUGUUUUUAUUAAUUAUGGUGGGGGGUUCUUCAUGACUCUUGUUCACGCCCCCUCCGUUCCUAGUGAGAGGAGGGCGUUUUGGGAUAGGCUUUCUAGUUUUAGAAAUAAUGUCAAUGUGCCAUG
This is a messenger RNA of Linum trigynum, 2079 nucleotides long. The record is from the annotation of a GenBank genome assembly. NCBI's taxonomy places the organism in Eukaryota, Viridiplantae, Streptophyta, Magnoliopsida, Malpighiales, Linaceae.